AUAUACAAAAGGAAGAAGCUAAAAAUUUUCGACACCAAAUCCUGCGGUUCAUCCUUGCUGAUUUCUGCGCUAUUGCUUAGUGCAUACAUCCACAUCCACAUGCACAUACAUAUGUACUACUGCGCAGCAACCCGGCAUUCGAAUAUCUUAUCUCCUUGGUCGCGGGUUUCCUGUCGGCCCGCGUGGCCCGGAAAUUAGCGCUAGCUCAUCUGCCAAUACGCCCCCCUGGGCAACUAUAAAAGAACUUUCAAACCAGCACCUCCGCUCUCUGCACAUAACGACAUACCAUUAACUCUGGGCAAUAGUGGAACAAGCUAUGAAGGGAGCUCGAGCCCUCCUAAUCCUGCUAUAUACAGACAAACUGCCACUCAAUUCAUUGUACGGAGUAAUGCAGCGCUGGUUGUUGAGAAGAUCUAAGGUUGGAUCGGGAAUGUGUCUUGCAGGAACUUAAGGAGACAGCACGAUUGUUGACCUAGGCAUACUAGUGCUUCCAACAUCCUCAGGAAUAUCACUAGCCUUCAAAAUAAUGAUGUAGUAUGAACACAUGAAAUGGCAUAUCGUUCCACAACAUGGCUCAUCAUUUGGUUUUUGACUCGUUCUCACGCCCAAUUAUCGAUUUCCGGACACAUGUUUGCUCAAUAUAUCCAAUUCCGAAAAAUUUCAGACACGAAAUUUAUGUCCAUCCCAAUAUAUCUAGACGAUUUCCCCCAAUCAUCCCACGUGACAGCCAUGCCAACUUCCAAGGUUUGACCACACGCCAUGCUUGAAUAGUUGGUGAAAUUAGAAUCCUGGCGCUCCAUCCUUUACUCACGUGGAAGAAGGAAAAAUAUAAAAUUUGAGAGAACUGUAACAUGUGUGCGUACGCAUUCGCACAAUAAAACGUAUCGGAUUUUAUGCAAGCAGUGGUUCAAACUGUUUUGCCUGAAUGAUCACGGUUGGAAAUCCCUGACACCUUGGCUAUUUUGGCCCCUGUUGCCUAAUUUUUCCGAGCGGCCGCCCCCCCGCCCCCCCCCCCCGGUGCUGUGCUUAGCGUUGUCAUCCUGCCUCUGUACAUGAUGCGCCCCUCUGGAAGUCUUCCCCGGCAAUAUAGCGUAGGUUGACGUUUUAUCAGUCUUGGGAGUCUGAAAUGCACUCCUUUCACCCCACCUACCCAAGAUAGAGGCGAAGGGAGAGUCUUGUGUCCGUUCACCUGGGCGUGGAAUUUCGGAUUGUGCGAAGCCUAACCGGUGUUAGUUUGUGGGAAGAGGAAGUCUGACUGGUAUCUGCCCUGAGACUGUGGUGGGAUAUCAUGCUUAUAUUGGAUUGAAGUAACCACCGAGCGAGCUGCCUUGGCACUUUCUAGUCAGGAGAGAAAAUCGACGAAAAAUAAAAAUAUGAAGACAAGGUACUGGUGAAGAAACUUCCCAAUCAUGAAUUCAGGACUUUGUCAUUUUCACUGGCAACGUUGCCCCAACCCCCCCCCUAUCUUUGCCGAUGAUAUUCGAUUUUCCGCAUUUUCAUGCCCUUCUCCCCCGCUUCUCCUUCACUAGACUUGUGAUGAGAUGACCUGGGGGUCGUCUCCCCCCGGUCAACCAACCUUCUUCUCUAGUGUGGGGUCAAUUUUCGUCCACCCACCCCGCUCAAAACGACAAGUGGUUGCUAGUUGGUUGAUUGUGUUUCAUUGCAUGGAAAUCAUUGAGGCUAGUCACUAGUAACUAAGUGAGGAGGAUGCAGCAGUAACUAAUGCAAACCAGUUAACAUUCCUUCUUCAGGAAUCAGCACGGUGUGCUGCCCGGUGUGCGUUUGAUGAGACUCCACUAUUAACUAACGACGUUCGAAAUCUCUCCAACGUUAGUCGGAGUUUAACUGGAUUGAAUCUUACUAAGUGUAUAUCCAGUUGAAUAUGAUAAACAACCUACUUGAUCUACCCCACAUCAUUCUUUGAAUUCCGUGCUUUUGGCAGCUGGAUGAUCAGCUCUCAGAAACAACUUUCCGGUGGCAUUGUGUGAUAUGGAAGUCUUUAAGGAAUAGGGCAAAAGUUUGAAUCUCGAAUACAUGGCCAUUUCGUCUAUCGCCGUUUCUGACUACCUACGGAGUACUUUAUCGUUGAGAUGGGGCCAACAUUAGGGUUGGAGGGGUUGGCGUUAAUCCUUGAACUUCGGAGAAAACAUUUUGCCCCAUCGCGAACUUCACCCUCUUUGACCUUGGCCCCCACGGGGAAGCAGAUGCCAAGCCGACCCGUGUGUUAAAGGCUGACCACGCUUCGCACUCGAAUUGCAGUCAGAUUUUGUUGGAAUGGUGGGGGGGGGGGGGGGGGUAUGGGGGUAUGCGAAUGGCAUGGAUAGAGUGGUGGAAAUAUAUUUAUGGUUAUUGGCAGGGUAGUUAGCCUCUAAAAGCGUCACGGCGAGAGGUUGUUGGCUAAUCCUAUGAUUCAUCGUGAGAUUAAAUUGAUUGACAUUGCCUUAGCCGGUAGUAAGGGUUUUGUUCAUCAUUUUAGCUCGUCGUUGGUAGUAAGUUAUCGCGGAUAUUCGUCAUGUGAGAAUAUCACCUUCGAUCAGGACUAUUGUGAUAGGCCAAGUAAUAUAUAGUUAUGACGGUCACCAUCCGACCUGAACCAAAGCUCUCCUUCACCUAUCGCUUUGCGGCCUUCUAAGGCUAUCUCUCAGAGAUAUUAUGGACCAAUUUAUCGAAAAGUUUGCGGCUUCCCAUUGAUUAACGGUGAGCACUAAGCCCCAUAAAAUCUAAACCUGCGGGUAUGAAAAUAUCGAAAACUUGUGCGAAUCAUGACGCUAUCCCCGGAUCACAAGUGUAUCUCAACUGCGCGAUGACGUCGCAAGCACAUCUGUCAAUGUCCCAAUUGAGCAAUUUGGCCAUCUGGUAUUUCGUAUUAGGUAAAACCGGAGUGAAUGCGGGCACAUAUAUCGUUAUUAAACAUCUGCGGUUGGCAAUAUCCUCUUUCCAUUGUGCGACACUCUUUUUCAUCGGUAACUUAGCAAACAAACAGACGUUACCUAGUAGUGGAUAAAUACUAUGCUUCCAAUACUUGGGGCCUCAGCAUACAAUGGACCCGCAAGUACUAAUUUUAAAAAUUGUGAACUUGGAUGAAAAGGAGUAAAUAUGCUUUUGGCACCGAACAUUGUUGGACUGAAUAUAGGUGGCGCAAGGCUUAGCUGAGCUGUAGUUAGACUUUUCUCGCCGUCUGUCUUUUUAUUCUUAUUAUUCGCUUCCAUAGGGUAUGAUCAUUUCUUCUCAAAUGCAUGUAUCAAAAAUGCAAGUAUGCAGGCUCUGCCUCUCAUAUUUUGAAGGAUGGUGAUCUGGGAAGCUCGCAGGACAGGGACCUAGGUGGCUGGCUGUGUCCUCUGUCCCGAUUUGAAAAAUAUUCCAGGCCGCACUUUAUCCUCCCUUCAUCUGUAUUUUCUUUUUCUUUUCCUUCUUAUAGUUUUUAAAGCUUUGCAAUCAGCAUUCAUUUGUGAUUGUAGUCCUUCUCUCAUUUUUGACGCGACAGAUAUCUAUUUCGCUGACAUCAUUGGCACGGAAUACCCUGUGGAAAGCUAGCCACGGGCAGGUUAAACCUGCGACAGCGGAGCUUUGUUCACCGUCUUUUUAUAUCUUUGCCUGCAUCUGCUCCCCGUUCAUGUCGAUAACUGAGUUUGAUGUGUCACAGCUGUAUAUCAAUGAAUGUAGUGGACAGACCAGUGGCGAUGACAUCCUGAAAUCGGUCAAAUAUGUAACAUCUCUCUCGCCCAGGUUAUGUAUACGCAGCGUAAAGUAUGAGCGGCUUUAAUAGUUUCCUGUUGCAAUUCGGUUUAUACCACCUGUAAUGGGAUGCUCACAGCUAAUAAGCUUCAACGAAGGGAUUAUAGGCCCAUAUUAACAUUGGGGGGGAUAUGACAGAGGUCUCGGCCUUGAUAAUAAAGUUUCAUAGAGCGGUAAUAAACAUUCGGGCUGCAGGCAUGUCACGUGAGAUAUGUGGCUGAAAUAUGAAAUGACGCUGAGCAUACUCCGUUAUGACUUGACGUGGCUGUGCACUUCAACCUCGAUUUUGAGAAGCUAUCAGCAGUUUUUGACGUUACGUUAGACCUGCAAAAAUGGAUUGAUUCCAUUUUGAGAAAUAAAUUUUGGAUCGAGUGUACGUGCGAAAAAGGGAUGGGUUCAUCGCAGGAGGAUGAGGAGACCUAUGGGCUUCCCGACUUCAACAAGAGGUUCAUCAAGGACGAGGAGCUCGAGCACUUCGAGAACGCCCUCAGCGCGCCGGAAGCUGCACCUCUCGUUGCGAUUAAUGACUGGCGCCCCAUACAUCAGAGAGUGCGGAAACCAGGACAGCGUCGCAAGGCCAACAGAACAGUUGACGAAACGAGGGAAGGGUAUUUGUAUACAAUCCUAAAAUGGCCCUUGCUUUCGCUCGCCUUGGGUUGGAUUUCGGUUCUCAGCGUUCUCUACAUUCUCACUCGGCUAUAUAUUUACCUCUACGAGCAUUUAAUCACUUGGAGAGGAAAGAGGCAAACGUUGAGAAGGCAGAUGAGAACUACAAGAAACUAUGGCGAAUGGAAGGAGGCAGCCAAGAAGCUGGACUCCUAUUUGGGGAAUGACAAAUGGAAAGACGUGAACGAGUAUGCAUAUUACGACCAUGGAACCGUCAGUAGGGUCAAAAGCCAGCUGGAGGCGCUAAGGGCCAAGGUGGAACAAUCGCAAACAAAGGGCGAUGAUUCUGUAAAGCUCGGCCCGUUGCUGGAAGACCUCCGUGUGUUGCUGGAAGGAUGUGUCAAGCAUAAUUUCGCUGGUGUUGAGAACCCACGUCUGUACAGCGAGACAUAUUUUGGAACCAAGCACCUAGUUCAACAAUUCAUCGACGAAGUACAUGCCUCGUUGCAGCUCAUCCUUAGAACCAAAGAUAUCCCUCAGGAGACGAAGGAAGCUUUUUUCAAGCACCUGGAGACUAACUAUGGUCGCACGGCGUUGUGUCUUUCUGGAGGAGCUACAUUCUCAUACUAUCAUUUUGGGGUCGCCAAAGCUCUCCUUGAUAAUGGUGUGCUCCCUGAUAUUAUUUCGGGGACUUCUGGAGGGGCCCUUGUAGCCGCGCUGGUAGCAACUAGGACCGAUGAGGAGCUUAAAAAGUUACUUGUACCAGAGCUGGCCUAUAAGAUUAAGGCCUGUGAAGACCCGUUACAAGUUUGGAUACGGCGAUGGUGGCGAACGGGAGCUAGGUUUGACACGCUCGACUGGGCUGAAAAAUGCAGCUGGUUCUGCAGAGGCUCUACUACAUUCUUGGAGGCGUAUCAGCGCACCGGACGGAUUUUAAACGUCUCAUGCGUUCCGUCGGAUCCUCACUCUCCUACAAUUCUGGCAAACUAUCUCACAUCGCCCCAUUGUGUCAUAUGGAGCGCAGUCAUUGCCUCCGCAGCUGUUCCCGGUAUACUAAAUCCUGUCGUGCUGAUGAUGAAGAAGCCUGAUGGAACGCUCGCCCCCUAUUCCUUUGGCCAUAAAUGGAAAGACGGUAGUCUCCGGACUGACAUACCGCUGAAGGCAUUGGAUAUACAUUUCAAUGCCAACUUUCCUAUCGUGUCUCAAGUUAAUCCCCACAUAAGUUUAUUCUUUUUCAGUUCCAGGGGGAGCGUUGGCCGUCCUGUCACACAUCGUAAAGGCCGUGGUUGGCGCGGGGGUUUCCUAGGAUCGGCCACAGAACAAUACAUUAAAUUGGACCUCAACAAAUGGCUCAAAGUCCUCAGACAUCUCGAACUUCUUCCUCGGCCACUGGGUCAGGACUGGAGUGAAAUAUGGCUGCAACGGUUCAGCGGAAUUGUUACUAUUUGGCCAAAAACUAGUCUCUCUGAUCUAUAUUACAUCCUGACUGACCCUACCCCGGAUCGAUUAUCGCACAUGAUACAAGAAGGCCAACAUAGCACCUUCCCGAAGAUACAAUUUAUCAAGAACAGGAUGAAGCUCGAGAAGGUGAUCUCCGAGGCGCUGAAGCGCGAUGGUCGUGCUUUUGCUCGCCAUAUUAAUACGCCUUUGCCACCUGAAAUUGACGCAUCCGCCAACGACGGUGAAUUGGACCAACAGGUUGGUAGCUAUUUGCAGGAAGACUUGGAUAAGUGGCAGGAUGGGUAUGGCGGCACAGGCAAUGCACGAGUUCCAGAGUCAGAUAAUAGACCACAUCUAAAACGUCGCAGCAGCGUUCUUGAAGAGAUUCGACGGCAGUCAGCUGUUUUUUUCGAUGACCUUGACGAGGCUGGGCCGAGUGAGGAUUGAACAGCUGCUAAGAAGUCAAGAAAGAGGGAUGAGAGUUGGAUGAUUGAUUUUUUACAUCCUGUGGGACUGUCUGAACUUUUUUU
This is a messenger RNA of Blastomyces gilchristii SLH14081, 6311 nucleotides long. Its product is annotated as patatin-like phospholipase domain-containing protein. Gene Ontology annotation, molecular function: triacylglycerol lipase activity. The record is from RefSeq and is a predicted model, not a curated record. Bases 4126 to 6228 code for a protein of 700 amino acids. The transcript has 3 exons. Lineage: Eukaryota; Fungi; Ascomycota; Eurotiomycetes; Onygenales; Ajellomycetaceae. Gene Ontology annotation, biological process: lipid metabolic process.